Molecule: messenger RNA, 552 nt
Organism: Durusdinium trenchii
Lineage: Eukaryota; Dinophyceae; Suessiales; Symbiodiniaceae
Source: the annotation of a GenBank genome assembly
AUGCGACUGGAAACUAGAGCUGACGAACUCCAUUUGCGAAAGAGGCUGCAUGAAAGCCUGGAAAUGGCUCGCUUGUGUGACGAGGAUUUGAUCAAAACCGACACAGCUGAUUUCUUUCUGUCUGAACGUCCCCUGAGCCAUUUCAUCCCUGGCUUGGUGGUGGCCCUGCGCUUUUGGAAACUCUUUGGCCUCCGCUUGCUGUGCCGACGGGUCCACAUAGCUCCGCACCACUGCUGGGCCUUGGACACGGCCUUCCAAACCAUCGUCCUUUGCUGGUACGGCUUCAUGGCAGGACUCUUCUCAACCUUGAACUUGCUGAAAGUAGACGACAACAAAUUUGGCAAAGCCCUCUUCAUAGGACCCAGUAUUUAUGUGUUUCUGCUCACGUCUCUUUGCCUCAUGGUGCUAGACCAGUGGCAGACCUUGAUCGCAUCAAGUGCAUCUUGUAGCUUUUUCGUCAUUCCUCAGAUGGUGGCGAUCAUCCGCGUCUUCGAUCACAAAGGACCACUUCUUGCUCUGCUUCUGGACUCCAUGAAUCAGUCCUUGUCUUAG